AAUAAUUCCUCUAGUCUCAUGAGUAACUAGUCCACAGACCACUCUCAAUGGACAAUUGGCAAAGACACCUCACCUAUUUUUAUUUAAGAAAAUGGCCAAAACAUGUUGACUUCCUUCUCACCUGCUCCAUAUACUAAGCACAUCUUAUUCCUUGACUCUGCUCCUUCCUCUGAUUCAAGGCAAGAACAUGCCUUCUCUCUCUCUCAAACCAAUGACAGAUUGGAUGUAGACUAAGAAGAGCUAAAACUUUCAUCACUUCACCUUCCCUCUGAAGAUAAAAGUGCCACAUCUCUCUUCCCCGCUCUCCAUGAGCUAACAAAAAUUAACAGUCUCAGUUCUGGCCCUUCCCACUAAUUCUGGAGAAGCAAAGCCUUGAACUACCUCUCUCUCCUUCUCUCUUAUAUGGAGGGAAAGACAGUAAGGAUCGCCGGAUCCACAGCAAUCCUCCUCCUAGUUGUAGUACUUGUGGUCUUGCGCAUUUGCCUCGGCGCCUCCAAGGCCUUCUUCCUGGCAGCUGCACCAUUAUGGGCAGUCCAAAUUGCACUCCUCGUGUGGAUUCUCUCCCACCAAUGUGCUGACCGCCACCGUCAUGCCCUUGCUGCUGAGCUGGCUGCCGAGGGAGAGCAGAUCCGUCUCGAGUACAGCUUCCUCCGCCGGGUUGCCGGCCUCCCCACCCGAUUCCGCCUUGCGGACAUCGAGGUCGCCACUAACAGCUUCCAAACGAUACUCGGUUGUGGCUCCUCGGGAGCGGUCUUCAAAGGCGUCCUCCAUGACGGUACCGAGGUAGCGGUAAAGCGCAUUGAUGUCUCUGAGCACGGGGCCUCGGAAUUCAAAGCCGAGGUAGCAGCCAUCGCAAGCGUACAACACGUGAAUCUAGUCCGCCUCCUAGGGUUUUGCGCCGAAGGGUCCUACCGCCACCUAGUGUAUGAGUAUGUACAUAAUGGUUCUCUUGAUGCUUGGAUUUUCCCUGAGAAGGAAAGGCAUGCUACCUCUAAGAGGCACGAGCCUUUGCCAUGGCACAUGCGGUUUAGGGUGGCCAUUGAUGUGGCCCGCGCACUCUCGUAUCUACACCAUGACUGUCGGUCUCGCAUCUUGCACCUUGAUGUCAAGCCUGAGAAUAUCCUCCUCGACGACUGCUAUAGGGCCCUGGUGUCAGACUUUGGUUUGUCGAGGCUCAUGGGGCGCGAUGAGAGCCGUGUGGUCACUACGGUGCGAGGAACGAGGGGUUACCUUGCACCAGAGUGGCUCCUUGAGCACGGAAUCACCGAAAAGUCUGACAUCUACAGUUACGGGAUGGUAUUGCUUGAGCUUGUCGGCGGUCGGAGGAACGUAAGGGUCUCUGGAGGAGGAAGGGGCCCGAUGAGGAAGUGGUCGUACUUCCCAAAGGUGGUGAUGGAGAAGGUGAAAGAGGAGCGGGUGAUGGACAUAUUGGACCCCAGGCUUGCGUGCCUAGGUGUGGAGGAGCGUGAGGUCCGGCUAGUGGUGUUUGUAGCCCUAUGGUGCAUACAAGAGAAGCCUAGGCUCAGGCCUAGCAUGGCACGAGUGGUCGACAUGCUCGAGGGCCGGGUCCAUGUGGACACCCCACCUGAGACAAAGAUGGCCAUUGUGGACCUGUUGUCCAUUGACGAGAUUACAACGCCGGACCGGCGUCCAAUGAGCGGAGCCAUGGCAUCAGAUGCAGAGUCUAUCGUCAGUUGCUCUAUGACCAUGUCUGUGGCGUCUCCUAGGUAGGGCAAAGGGGAAGUCACAGCCCAUUUGUUCAUUUUUUCAGGGCAACUUGUUGCAUCAGGGGCAAGUAUUGAAAGCAUGACCUCCCUCUUACAAACUGUCACAUUAGUAGACCAACUUCCCAAUUAAAUUUGGGGAGAUGACCCCUUCGCAGGCAUACCUCACCUUUUGGGUGGGAAUAGAAUUUCAAUUGUAAUAUUCUUUUGUUCCUGAGCCUCAUUAAUUUUGGAGAGGAAUUCAGCAUGGUUUUAGAAAAAAGUUUAAGAACCAUCUUAAGGGAUUG
This is a messenger RNA of Amborella trichopoda, 2011 nucleotides long. Its product is annotated as Protein kinase superfamily protein. The record is from RefSeq and is a predicted model, not a curated record. Gene Ontology annotation, molecular function: ATP binding; protein kinase activity. Lineage: Eukaryota; Viridiplantae; Streptophyta; Magnoliopsida; Amborellales; Amborellaceae. Gene Ontology annotation, biological process: protein phosphorylation.